AUGUGGCAGGGCAAGCGUAAGCUCUUCAUUAAGCAUUCGGUAUCAUCCCUGUUUCUUUUCAUCCGAACGAGAUCUCGACAUUCGAUCUCCCCACCCCAUUACAUGUCGACCCUCACCCCUCACCCCUCACGCACCCCGCUCCCCGCACACCUCGCAUCUCCAUCCUUCGAAAAGCCAUCGACGCAUUUCUGCGCGCCCCGAACCCCAAUCCUACCCCUUCUAUCCCUCGACCUCAUCCACAACACAACAACAUUCCAGCUUUCUCCCCCGCCGUCCCCAUCCCCACCCACCAUGUCGAAAGUACCCGAAAUGCAAGAAGUCUCGAGUCUCUUCGCUGCUGCACGAGCUGUGGAUACAGAAACAGAACUUCCGCCUCCACCAUACGCGCCCGCCUCUCUCCCUCGAACGCAAAACCCCGGGUUCUGCGCACACGCCUUUUCCGAGCGCGCCGCAAACAGCGUCCCCGGCGGCGGUCGCACCGGCACGCAGUAUUUCGAAGCCUGUCCAUGCGGCUUCAUCGUAUCCGACUCGAUCCCCGCGAGUUAUAAAGAAGGGUGGCCUGGCUGGAUUGAUCCCUCGGUCAACUAUCGCUGGGAGAGUCACUUACCGCCCUCGAAUUUCACAUCCACAAGCACAAGCAGCAAAAAACUGGACCUGGAGGAAGGAGGGGGGAGAGACUGGGCUGCUGGAUCUGCUUUGAGUAUGAUGGGGUGUGGAAGGGCGGGAUGGGCGUCGAGGAGUGGUAUGCGCAUUUCAGGGGCCAUGUGA
Messenger RNA from Lachnellula hyalina, 768 nucleotides. RefSeq lists its product as uncharacterized. The coding region runs from base 1 to 768 and encodes 255 amino acids. The transcript is spliced from 2 exons. Lineage: Eukaryota; Fungi; Ascomycota; Leotiomycetes; Helotiales; Lachnaceae. The record is from RefSeq and is a predicted model, not a curated record.